AUGCGGCGACUCGCAAUACUAUCUUGGCUGUAUGCCAUCCAAAGUUCAAUUGGCAGCAGCAACACCAUAACAGCAGAUUACGGGUCUUGCCAUCACGCAUGUACCCUGCUUUCUGGAACACUUUCCGUUAAGCUACGUGGCAGUCAUAUGUCCGAUCACAGUCAUUACCCCACAGUUGCGAAUGGAUCCUCUGUGGCAUCGCUUUUUUGGGCACAGCAGCAGCAAUCUGCCCAGCCAGCCUGUCUUGUUCAUGUCUACUCUCCUCAGGACGUUGCCACCGUCAUAUCUGUCUCCCGUCGCACGAGUUGCCCAUUUGCUGUUCGUGGCGGCGGGCACUCGGAUAUUCCUGGCGCAAGCAACAUUGAUGGCGGCAUCACCGUCAAUAUGGCAGGGCUGAGCAAUGUCGAAUUGCGUGAGAGUGAAGGUCUAGUCAGGGUCGGCGCAGGAGCAAAAUGGGGUGAUGUGUACAAAGAACUUGAUAAGUCAAACAGAACCGUUGUAGGCGGCCGACUCACUGGAGUUGGGGUUGGCGGACUGCUGUUGGGUGGAGGACUCAGCCACUUCUCCGGUCUUUAUGGCUGGGCUUGUGACAAUGUCCGUAAUUACGAGGUGGUUCUUGCAAAUGGUAAUCUUGCAAUUGCUUCCAACUCAUCUAACUCAGACCUCUACCGCGCUCUGCACGGCGGUGGUAAUAGCUUUGGCGUUGUCACUCGUUUCGAUCUCGACGUAUUCCAGCAGGGUCCUAUGUGGGGAGGAUUGCAUGUGUGGCCGUUUCAGCCAUCGGUAACAUCCGCUCUUACUGAUGGUUUUGUCAAGUUUGCACACAACGCUCCGUCCGACCCACAUGUAUCACUGUUCGCUGGCUUGGGUUAUAAGCAAGGAAGCUUUGCCUGGGCUGUAGGGCAGUACGAUGCUCUUGGAAGGACCGAGCCGUCUAUUUUUGCCCAGUUCAAGGACGAUGUGGAGGUGUAUGGUACGGCGAAGAUUACCAGCACAGCCAGACUGACUUCGUUGUCGGACCUCGCGGAUGAGCUAAACCAGUCAGAACCCGCUGGGAUACGAAGCAGCUUUACAACAGCAACUUUCUCCGCCAACUCAGGACUUUUAACGCUUAUGGUAGAGAUUUUCGAAGAGCAAGUGCAAAAAGCGUUGAAUAACGGUUUGGAUAAGGACGAGCGAUUUGCGCCGAUGCUGGGAAUCCAACCACUGACGCAAAACCUUCUAAGAGCUCAAGAGACACAAGGAGGGAACGUCAUGGGCCUCCGUGGUUCCGAUGCACCUUUGGUCGUGUGUUCUUUUGGGUGGGAAUGGUCUUACAAAUCUGAUGACAAGAUAGUCAUUAACGGUAUCAAUGCAGUGCUGGAGCAUUCUGUUUCAGCUGCAAAGGAAAGAGGCUUGCAUCAUCCUUUCAAGUACAUGAACUAUGCUGCAUUAAACCAAGAUCCCAUCAAGAGUUAUGGAAAGGACAACAUUGAGUUCUUAAAGAGGGUACAAGCGAUGUACGAUCCAGACAGAGUAUUCACUGUUCUAGUACCCGGCGGGCACAAGUUGAAUUGA
Bipolaris oryzae ATCC 44560 is the source of this 1557-nucleotide messenger RNA. RefSeq lists its product as uncharacterized. Bases 1 to 1557 code for a protein of 518 amino acids. Gene Ontology annotation, molecular function: oxidoreductase activity; FAD binding. Lineage: Eukaryota; Fungi; Ascomycota; Dothideomycetes; Pleosporales; Pleosporaceae. The record is from RefSeq and is a predicted model, not a curated record. The transcript is spliced from 4 exons.